AUGAGCAUCCUGGAAACCAACCAGUACUUGCGCUCCCAUCUGGAAAAAAGCAAACAGGACUUUCGAGACCUCACAGAGAAAUUCCUCAUGUCCCAAGCUACUGCCUACUCCCUGGCCAACCAGCUGCAGAAAUACAAGUGUGAAGAGUACAAAGACCUCAUUGAAUCUGUGCUGGAGGAGGAAGUGCUGUUUGAGGAGGGGGAGCUGGCAGAGAAGAUGAGACCGGCUGCAAGGCUUGGGAGAUAUGAUCCCCUAAUUCAGGCUCAGGCCCGAGAACUGACCCACUUACGACAGAAGCUACAGGAAGGGAAAGGUGUCUGUUAUUUUUUCGUGCAGCAUGCAAAGAACACAGUCAAGUCUUUUGAGAGUCUCCUCAGGAGCACUGACGUUACCUACUACCAGAGACAGAGAUUCUGUGAACUACUGGCCCAAGGAAGCCAGCUGGCAGAGAGACUUGCAAGCAAACUCACCACUGGAAAUCAUCACGAUAGGAAGGAUGAAGACGGAGAGCCACUGACACCCAGAUCAGGACCAGCUGUGAGGCUGUGGUUCCAGGAUGCCUUAGUUUAA
Kogia breviceps (pygmy sperm whale) is the source of this 570-nucleotide messenger RNA. RefSeq names its product neuroblastoma breakpoint family member 6-like protein. Bases 1 to 570 code for a protein of 189 amino acids. The transcript is spliced from 5 exons. The record is from RefSeq and is a predicted model, not a curated record. NCBI's taxonomy places the organism in Eukaryota, Metazoa, Chordata, Mammalia, Artiodactyla, Physeteridae.